CGCCACAUGGCGGCAAACCAUAUGCCGUUGGUUUCAUGCAGCUUCGGCUAACCACUUUCUUUUAAAUCCUUGGUUCAAGUUAUGUGAAGCACCCCGUAUACAGCUUCGAAAUUGCCACGCGGUGAGUUCGUGUUUCGCCGGUCUUAUUCGCGGGCUUCCCGAAAUAAAGCAUUUGAUUGUGCUCCGACCUGGCCUGGCUCUGACUGUUGGCUCAUUUAUGUGUCCUGCAUUGCGCUGUUAAAAUAUGCUGUUAAUCAUUAUUUGGGUGUUUCGUUCGGCAAUGUUAAAAUAUAUAUGUAAUUUGAGAACGGAGAUAUUAAUCUCUUUGUUAUUUAAGUUCCUGCAGCUCUGAAACCUCCAACACGUUUUGGUGUACGCGGCACUAUGAUUUAUGGAAGAAAAAUGAAGUUUAGUAAGACAAUAGUUGCUGAGUCAAAGAAGACUGCGAUAAUGAAGCACCUAAUGUGAAAUAUGUCUGCAUACAUUCGCGCCGUCAAAAAAUGGCAUUUCAAAAGGAUUAGAGCACUUGUUUCUCUUUAAAAUCAAUAAAGAGAGCUUUUGGUUCACCCCGACGCAAAACGGAGUACACGUAUCCUAUCCGCCGCGGUGCUCAGCUGAUGUGGCGUUCUGUUGUUGGUCUUUAGGGGUGUGAUCUUGUACGCGUUCCAAAAUCGAACGGAGGUGGUCCGUUUCUUAUGCCACGAAAUAGGCGGUCCGUUCUGUUGCGUUCGUCCGAUAACAGACGACACGGAAAGAUUGACAGCAGAUAUCACGUCACAAUAGACGUCAUGGCGUUCGUCACGGUUCAACUUGACCAAUCGUGUGCGGCUCGGUGGAACGGACCGCCUCCGUUCUAUACGUCACGACAUAGGCGGUCCGCAGUGUUCGCGAGAACGAGAGGAAGCAAACAGCCAAUGAGCGAAGUGGAAGCGUGCGUCACGCUUUUGACGUCUGCUUGGGGGCCGUAUAAUAUAUUGAGAAGCGUUUCUAACAUGUUGAGAAAUAUUUUGCUAUUAUGACUGAGUAGCAAAAUGUGUUGGUGUUGCUUUUCAAAGAUUCAAUUUGGAAUGCAAAACGACUAAAACAAAAUAUUGCGGUUAAUGUCUUCAAAUGGCGCUAGGUGGUGUCGCAGUUUUGCGAAAUGUUUAGUGAUGGCGCUAGCCACCACCCCGUUUCAAGCACACGGCGCGAAUUUUGAAGCGGUUGGUUCCGUCGUUCAGUCGAGCCAACGCCUCAUUUGGUCGAGCACUGGAAGUUGGUUCUUUAUUCUAUGGCCAUGGCGCUAAACAUGGCAGCACCGAAGGGGCCACGUGUGUCGGAGGCGCAGAGAGAGACGGUGGUCGGCUUCAUGGAGCGGCAUCCCCAGCUGGCUAUAAGAUCCAGCGAGCUGGGGCCGCGCUUCACUGUUGGCGACCGCCGACGGCUGUGGCAGCAGCUGGCCGACGCUCUGAACAGCGAAGGCCCUGUUGUCAAAAGUACUGAGCAGUGGCAGGAGUGGUGGUGCAAACAGGCUUUUGAGGCCCGCCGCGACGCUGCCGCAAUUGCCCAAGAACAAAGAAGCACAGGAGGGGGGCGGCUACACGGUUUUCGUGGCCGAGUCCUACAACUGACCGGGACGGUCCGCCUCCACGGCGUGACCGACCUCCCCUACCAAGAGCAGGCUGACGUCCCCACCUCCGCCAUGGAAGUCAUCGUCCAAGACGAGGCUGCGGGCGUGAGAAGCACAGCGACACCGGCAGAGGAUCCACCGCGCGGUGCGUCGCCUACCGAAAGGGUGGCCGCUGCACCUGUGUUGCAGCACCCUGUUCGGCCACCACGUUGGCAGCGACCGCGACGGGUGGAUACCUUGACGACGAUGUCAUCGCAGUGCGCCCGCAGCGUGGAACAGGGCGACGAGAUGCUGCAGGUGCUGCGAAGAAUCGAGGCCUCUAUCACGCGCCUCGCUGUCGCGGCAGAGCGGACAGCAGCAGCUCAAGAAGGGAUCUUGGAGCAGGUGCGCGCCAUAGCGCAAGACAUCGCUGCGCACCUGCAACAAGACAGAAAUUAAUUUAUCAUUUUUUCAAUAUCAUUUUAUUCAUUUGUUUCAUCAGUUCCGUUUGUUUUAUUUAUUUAUUGCUUGAGUUUUAGUGUCUUAAGUUUCCUUUAUAAGUAAUACAGGAGGAUUUUUUGGUUGAAAGGUGUAAUGCGUGCACCCAUUAUUUGUUCUGUAGUAUUUGCCUCUUUCUAUUUAUGCUUAUCUAGCUGCAAUGCCAGCGUGCUUUCUUUAUUUACACAUUUCGAAGGCGCCUAGUCAUUCACACUGGAAUCAUUACAAAUAGUUGUCGAUUUCUGUGUAUGGGUUUUGUACUGUGAUAUUUAUAUUGCUUCACUGUGUUGUAGCUUACUGCACUCAUUAUGAAGCGUUACCGCGUAGUGUUUGCACUGUGAUAUUUUCAUUUCGGCACAGUGAGGCUAAGGUGCAACAACUACACUGUGCUCUUUUUUCAGAGCACCAAACUAGUCACUCUUUAAGUUGCAUAGUUUCACAAAUGAAAAUGACCAUCAUCAUUGCACCACGCCAGUGAUUGGUUUCCUCUAGUCUUCGUUCCAAGGGAGUCAUUGCAAGAAUAACUUUCACGUGUGACACUUUCUGGGUGCUGUGAGAUUGUAGAGCCAAUUAUUCAUGUUUUAUGUAACAUGUUUCAUCACAGCUGGCAAGUGCACUCACCUUUUUACAAUUAUGAUUCACCUGUUGUUUAGCAUCGCACUACAAUUGCUGCCGAGAAAUGAAUGCUUCUAGUCAGUGACUCAUAACACUGACAAGGGAACGGACAUACCUGUGAAAGUCAUACUUUCUUGCAAGGUCACGUAAAUGUAACUGCAAGUUUUAUGUGCCGUCGUGAAAACGAAUUAUGUGAUGCUGAUGUUGCAAUGAUGUCACAUGCUUUGCUACCUGAAGCAUGCUGUACUACAAGGUUUGUGAUGUACUUGUCAUCAUAGAGUGUGAUAAAGUUGACCUAUCUAUUUUUUGCGCUUUUACGUUAAUUUACGUCUACCAUUCGGACAUGAUGUGACGAGUGUAAUGUUGUCACUACACUCAGCGUUACAUUUUGUUUGUGUUUGAAUCCGCAUUCAUUACGCUUUACUUGCUUGCCUCGCCUGCGUAUUCAUGCUUGCACAGAAGUUUUGAUACGCCUAGCACAAGAGAGGGCUAGCAAGCAUAUUGCUUCGUUCCUACCAAUGUACACUGAGCGUCCGAAUGCACAGGAUGCAGCGGUUGCGUUCAUUCUGGUGUGUUUUAUGAAAAUUUUGUGCACCUUUUGCUGAUGGUGACCAUGAGCACAGAGUGCCAAUCAUAUGUACUGCUUCCAUCGAGUCUGUCAUGACUAUGAUGGGUCAAGGGAUGUUUCCAUUUCAUAUUUCAUGUGAUAUUUAAAGAAAAGGCUGCACUUUCACGUUGCUACCAUGUUUCAUGUUGCACUAGGAAAGAAGUACUUUGUGCCAAUUUCCCAUUACUGUAACCAACAACUAUGGCAAAAGAAACACAUGUUUGGACAUGAGUAGAAAGUAACUGCUGCAUCUACAGAAAGUGGCAUAUCACAGGAUGCACACAACACAUACAAGCUGUUGUAGCGUCGUAUUUCUAAUGUUACAUGAGGAAAGAACCACUUUGCGAUGUGCAUAUUGCACAAAACAAUGCUAGCUUGGGAGCAGCAGCAAAUGCAGUUCUUCACACAUAAAGGGGCAUGAAGCAUUGCCUUACGACUGCUUCACGAGUACUACUGUUAAUAAGUGGCAGCCUUGGAGACUCGUGCAUAGUGAAGAGGGUACAAUGGUUUCCGAGUCCACGGCUGUGGCAUUCUACUUAAAGGAUUCUUUGUAUAAGUGUACUUCGUUUGUGUUUAAAUUAUCAUAAUCUGUCGGAUGUGUGGAUUUGGAACAUUGACCAUCCGUAUGGAGGUGCACUUGUUGUGUAUACAAAUUUUUUAAUGUAUUUUCCGCUGUACAAACACAGCCCUGUGAUAGCCUAAGGGCACCGCAAUUUGUAUAAAUAAAUUAUAUAUUAUGAAAACUCA
Molecule: messenger RNA, 4055 nt
Organism: Dermacentor andersoni
Lineage: Eukaryota; Metazoa; Arthropoda; Arachnida; Ixodida; Ixodidae
Source: RefSeq, a predicted model, not a curated record